AGGACAACAUGUCGCUCUACGAUGGAGUCGACAUCGACGGUGUGCCAAUGCAAUCAACUGCCACGGAAGGAACCGACAUUACCAAGCUUUCUGGCUGGUCCUCCAGUUACAAACUUCUACAGACUCAGCUACAGAGAAAGAAAGUUGCUCAAACAAGACCAUUACCAACAUCUCGAACAAAGGCUGUAAAUCAAGUGGUCCUGGGCAUCAAGAGAUCAGCUGAUGAUUUGGAGGAUUCUACAGCUUCAGAUAUUGAUGGUAGAGAAAUGCUGGAUGCUGACCUCCAAAAGGUCCCAGAACCUUUCACAGAGACAGAAGCCUCACUUGCUGUUGUCAUCGAUGAAUAUGAUCCUUUGAGACCAAAUGAAUAUGAGUUGGUCAAACAAAAGUUCAGAGAAGAGAAAGAAAAUGAGAGAGGGGACAGAGGUGAAAGGUCAGAGAGGACAGACAAUCGAGAAAGAUCACGAGGUGACCGUGAUUAUGAUAGAGGAGAGAGACACAGAGAUCGUGAGCGUGACAGAGACCAUGAUCGCGAGAGAGACCGUGACAGGGACCGGGAUAGAGACCGCGACAGAGAUCGUGAUAGAGAUAGGGACAGAGACCGAGAUCGAGACUACCACAGAGACAGAGGAAGAGACAGAGGAAGACGCAGGGGUGAUGAUGAGGAUAGUUAUGGCAGCCAACCUCCACGCCGAGGAUUUCCUGGGGGAGCAGCCAUUGCACCACCCCCAUCUCUUAUGCAGGAUUCAGCACCUGUGGAACAAGCUGCCCAACAGUGGCCAGUGUCCAGUGGAGCAGACUUUAAUUUUGCAUCUGAAAAUAAACCAAAAGCUGGUGGCUUUUCUGCAAGUCCUGUUGCAUCUCAGAUUAUGGCAAAAUAUGGUUGGAAAGAUGGCCAAGGUUUAGGAAAACAAGAGCAAGGUAUUAACACAUGUUUGCAAGUGGAGAAAACCAGCAAGCGAGGCGGAAAAAUAAUCAACCAAGACAAAGAAUCAAAAGCUGCAAUGCAAGAAGCAGAACCAGUUACCAGCGUUAUGAGGAACCCAAGCAAAGUUGUUGUUUUGAGGAAUAUGGUUGGUCCGGGGGAGGUGGACGAAGAGUUACAACCUGAAGUCGUGGAGGAGUGUAACAAGUAUGGUGAAGUUGCCAAAGUUGUAAUAUAUGAGUUUCCCCAAGGAGUUCAGCCUGACGAGGAAUCAGUUCGCAUUUUUGUGGAAUUUCAGCGGGUUGAGUCUGCGAUAAAAGCUCUCGUGGAUCUCAAUGGAAGAUUUUUUGGGGGUCGAACUGUCAGAGGGGCAUUCUUCAACUUGGACAAGUUCAGAAGACUCGAUCUAAUGGCCGAUCUCUAAUUCGGACAAAAGGCCGUAUGAUAAUUUAUGGAACUUGUUUAUUAGUCGACAUGAUUUCGAACUAGAAAUGAAGUGCCAUAAGAGAAUCAGAUACGAUUUCGUGGAGGAGUUCAAAUUCCAUGUCUAGCGCAUUGGCCAAAGUAGAAAACCUAACAUGUCUAUAUUUGGAAUUGCGGAGGAGUCUUGUUACCGACCCUCGUUUUAUCCCUCGGUUCAUAGUACAAAGCAUGCGCACGAAAAUCGAUAAAUGCAACAAUUUCCUUUCCUUGGCCAACAGUUUUUGUUGAGAAUUUUUGUGCAGUUUAUCGAUGGAAGUGGGUGAAUCUUUCACCGCCUGAUGCUGCUUUCCGAACGGACCCAAAAUAAUUGGAGAACGAAGUCAAGAACUUUGAUUUAACUCUCGCUUUUAACCCUUUACACCCUAACAUCAGUAUGCAAACUCUCCAUACUAUGUUCUAUACAUUUCCUACGGUGCUGACAAGGAGAAUUUGUUUAACAAUCAAGCGCUUCUUUAGUUAAUGAUCAUUUCCUUUAUUCUCGUUACCUAAAUAGGUGAUAUGGUGAGGAGAAAUUAGGUGUUAAUCACUCCUGGAAAGAAUAACAGAUGACAGACCUACACCCAUGUAAUUAAAAGCGCGUUUUCCUUGUU
Molecule: messenger RNA, 1998 nt
Organism: Pocillopora verrucosa
Lineage: Eukaryota; Metazoa; Cnidaria; Anthozoa; Scleractinia; Pocilloporidae
Product: splicing factor 45-like
Biological process (GO): alternative mRNA splicing, via spliceosome; mRNA cis splicing, via spliceosome
Cellular component (GO): precatalytic spliceosome
Molecular function (GO): RNA binding
Source: RefSeq, a predicted model, not a curated record